Diachasmimorpha longicaudata is the source of this 2420-nucleotide messenger RNA. RefSeq names its product CKLF-like MARVEL transmembrane domain-containing protein 8. The record is from RefSeq and is a predicted model, not a curated record. Gene Ontology annotation, cellular component: membrane. Lineage: Eukaryota; Metazoa; Arthropoda; Insecta; Hymenoptera; Braconidae. The transcript is spliced from 4 exons. The coding region runs from base 249 to 788 and encodes 179 amino acids.
AUAAUGUUUUUCAGUUGGUGUGGCCGCCUCGCGGGCCGUAGUGAAUUAACAGGUGUUUCAUACGAUUUUAAUAUCCCGAUAUCGAGAGAAACUGGUGUUUAUUGGCCCCGUUAUUCCACUCCGGAUGUUUAAUAAAUCGUCAAACCUUCGGAAUUAUUUUACAUCGUCACCAGGGAUUUACUAUUGACUGAUCGAUUGAUCGAUCGUGAUAUCGUUAUUCUUAUAAUUGUUGGAAUCGUGAGAGUAUCAUGAUGUCAGAGACCGUUGUGACAGUCCAGGAUGGUUCCAACAACGCCAACAAUCCACGUCAAGGGCCAACAGUCAAGACAGAACCAGGUCAGACGAGUGUCAUCGGUGGGAUAACGUUAAAUAUACCUUAUUUCAAGUCGAUACCGGGUAUCGUGAAACUCGUUCAAGUGGUCCUAGGAAUUAUUUGCAUGGCGUGUGCCUCACCGUCUUGGAAUGGCGCAGCAAGUUGGUUUUUAUUCGUAGCAAUAACGUCUUUCAUUGCUACUCUACUCUGGUGCUUCAUUUAUCUACUGGGUAUUCGUGAAGCUCUGAAACUACCCAUCAACUGGCUGCUAACAGAAUUAUACAAUACUGGUGUCAUUGUAAUUCUCUACACAAUUGCAUUCAUUGUUCAACUUGCUGUCUGGGGGGGAUAUACAUAUCAUUGGCCAGCUAGAUCAGCGAAUAUUGCAGCUGGUGUGUUUGGAGUUUUCAAUACAUUAGCGUAUGCUGCUGGUACAUAUUUCCUCUACUACGAGUUCAAGAGUGGUUCACAGUGAGAAUGCAACUGGAGUACCUGAGAGUUGCGUCAGCACCCAAUCACACAGGAUUUAACCUGCCGUCUUCGAGCAGGCCAUAUUGGCCAAAAAAAAUCUUUAUUUUUCACGACUCGUAUCUCCUUAUAUAUAUUUAUAUACAUUUAUUAAACUAGACCUAUUCAUGUAAGAUUAAUUGACAUUUCUGUAUUCAUACUGAAAUAGGGAACUUGCCUCCAGCCCAAUAUUCCAAUAUUUUCAGAUUUAUGGAACCCUUACAGUCUAUCAACUACUGCAGCGUUAAAAGUUGUUCGAAAAGUCGUUGGGGUGUUUUGCAAUAAAUUAUUAAAAAUAUAUAAAUUUCAAACACUUAUUUGGGGAUCUUGACGUCAACUGACCGGAACUAAACCCCUCUCCAAGGGCCGCAGGUUUGAGCAAAACCAAUGGAGACGAUUACAUGUGCAACAAUUAUUCAAAGGGGAUAAAAACAUAUAUUCGUAUGAGUUGACAUCACAGGGGUCUUUAGGACAUUUGAAAAAUUAAAGUUUGAGAGGCGAAUAACUAAUUAUUGGAUAAUAUUUAAAUUGUUUGUGCCCCGUAUGUGGCUUUUGCAGAGUAUAAAUGUGAAUAAAAAAGAAUUUUCAAAACAUGCAAGUUCCUUAUUUCACGCAAAUGUUUUCUCAAUUUAAGUUUCUGCGAUGAAAACAUAAUUAUCGGGUCUCGAAAUGUAUUGAGCUAUCGUUAAUCCUUCGGUGAAAUGGAGUACAAAUAUGUCUCAUGUAUUUUGAUAACAUGAAAUAAUAUAUGAAAUUUAAAUUUCUUGUUCUAUGCUUCGGUAAUUUAUGUCACGAGAUCAUUGAAAAUUCUAUCACUAUCUUCCCCAGGAAUCAUGCGAAGGUGCCCCAGCGAAUCAUAGUAGAUACGUAUAUUUUCUCAUGUAUAUAAAAUUCUAUUAUACACAAUGUAUUUCUUACUAAUAUAUACUGUGGAAUUCCUGCCGAUAUGGAGAAUUAUAUUGUAUGUAAUUACAUCGUAAUUGCGUCGCAUGAAAUAACUGAGAAUUUGACAAAAUUCUUUAAAGUUUUGAAUCAUUCUCGUCGCCUCCGACGAAAAUCACGAUCUGCAGGAGCUAUAACGAAUUUUGAAUGCCUAAUAAUGCUACUUAACAUUGGUACAAAUUAUAAUUAAUAUAUCAACCCAUGUAUAUCGAAAUGUAGAAUCAAAUAACUAUGAAAUUGUCACAGCGAAGUCGAGAGUACUUCAUUACCGAAGUACAUCUGUAUUUUAACCCGAAAGAGAAAUAUAUUUACACAAAUGAACAUCGACAACUGCAUUUAUCCAAUUGUUGUAGGGACUUUCUAUUUGUAAAGAGCAAGUUGAGAAGCCUGAAAUACUAUGUACGAUGAAAAAGUAGUUAGUAAGUCACGCCCAAAUGGAGAAACAGACGUCCUCAUUGAUCCUGAACGUUUUUAAGUGCAAAAAGUACGAAAAAUUAACGAGAGAAUAUUUUUCCCUUUGGGCGUUGUUGCAGAUUCGGCAGUUUUUCGUUUCAUUCUCUUCAUUUAUUUUGUAAUCCGGAUAUUUUUUGAAAUUUUAAUCACUUGUAUCAGGCCAUAGAUCAAUAAAGUUUAAUGUUGAAUAUUUUUGCACACCAUA